AUAAUUCCCGGCCGCUCUCCCCGGGAGACGGACGACAGGGCGGGCACCUGGCUGGGUGGGGCCGAGGGGGCGGUACGCACCCUGGGAGAAGCCAAUGAGAAAACCAGGCCCGGCCCGAGGGGCGGUGCCGUCGGUCACAUGCGCACCUGGGGCGGCCGGCGACCGUGGCGCGGGCACCCCGAGCGGGAGGAAGGGAGCGGGGCCGGGCCGGGGCGGGGUUAGGCAGGUGAGUGACAGGCUCCGGGGGGCCGGCCCCAGCUGGGAGCUCCGAGUGAUCCUGGAGUAGCUGCGGCGGUGUCCGCCCCCUCCCUCCGCCCCUCCAGCCGGGCUGGUCUCUGGCCGGGCACUGUCGCGGGCCCCCCUGGCCUGGCCACCUCCCUCUCCCCUAGCCCGCAAAGUUUGUGGCGAAGCCGGCGUCGGGCUGAGCGCGCCCCAGGGGAGAUCCAGGAGCUCCCGAUGUCGGGCUGCGGGAGCCGUUGACCCGGGGACGCCGCGGUCCGGGGCAGCAGCGUGGAGCAGCCGGUCGACCGCCGCCUCUGGUGCAUGGGGGACCGGCUGAGAAGCUAGUAUGGGCAACUGCGUGGGGAGACAGCGCCGGGAGAGGCCGGCUGCUCCGGGACACCCCCGCAAGCGAGCAGGUCGCAAUGAGCCCUUGAAGAAGGAGCGGCUCAAGUGGAAGAGUGACUAUCCCAUGACUGAUGGGCAGCUGCGGAGCAAACGAGAUGAGUUCUGGGACACAGCACCUGCCUUUGAGGGCCGCAAGGAGAUCUGGGAUGCCCUCAAGGCUGCCGCCUAUGCUGCUGAGGCUAACGACCAUGAGCUGGCUCAGGCCAUCCUGGAUGGAGCCAGCAUCACCCUGCCUCAUGGAACUCUUUGUGAAUGCUAUGACGAGCUGGGUAACCGCUAUCAACUGCCCAUCUAUUGCCUGUCACCACCUGUGAACUUGCUGCUGGAGCACACGGAAGAGGAGAGCCUAGAGCCUCCCGAGCCCACCCCUAGUGUGCGCCGUGAAUUCCCACUGAAAGUGCGCCUCUCCACAGGCAAGGACGUGAGGCUCAAUGCCAGCCUGCCUGACACAGUGGGGCAACUCAAGAGGCAGCUGCACAGCCAGGAGGGCAUUGAGCCAUCCUGGCAGAGAUGGUUCUUCUCUGGGAAGCUGCUUACAGACCGCACAAGGCUCCAGGAAACAAAGAUUCAAAAAGACUUCGUCAUCCAGGUCAUCAUCAACCAGCCCCCACCUCCCCAGGACUGAAGGCGCCUGAUUCCUAGGAAAAGAGGCCAUGGAGGUCCCCUGCAGGCUGUGGGGCCCAGUCCUGUCGCCGCCUUCCAGUGCUGCUGUCUUCUUCAGGGGCGCCUCCCACCGCCCUGCUGUAUGGCUCUUAGUGAGCCAAGAAGGGACUUGCCUUCCGGGGCACUGGAUCCACCAGUGCUCCACACCCAGGGAGCAGUGCUGCCUGCCACACACAGGCCUUGCCAACCUAGGAGAAAAGGCACAUGGCACUCUCCACUGCAGGUUGGAGCCAUGGGGGCUGUCCUGGCGACCUGUCACCUGGUGCCACGCUGUGCUCACUCCAGUUUUCUGCUCAGGGUUGGAAGCAAUUGCUGUCUCCCCUUUAUCCCUCACCAUGACUCUGCCCUGGGCACAGUGCCAGUCCCCUGGAUGGGGAGGGAGCCCAGCCCCAGGGCUUGAGGAGCUUGAGGUGGGCCUCUCUGCCUCUCCCCGUACCCAGCACAAUCUGCAGAGAUGAGGCAGGUGGCCGGAUAGCCAGGCUUCAUGGCAGGGGUUUGCACAGGGCUGUCCCCAACUGUAACCCAGGCAGGGUGGGGUCCGAAGCCUGGUCCUAGCCCAGUGGGGCCCUGUGUAAAGACACAUCUGCAGUUUAUCAAUAAAGCCUUGGCUCCUCUC
Molecule: messenger RNA, 1906 nt
Organism: Mus pahari (shrew mouse)
Lineage: Eukaryota; Metazoa; Chordata; Mammalia; Rodentia; Muridae
Gene: Ubtd1
Product: ubiquitin domain containing 1
Exons: 3
Coding region: 569-1252 (227 amino acids)
Molecular function (GO): protein binding
Source: RefSeq, a predicted model, not a curated record